Molecule: messenger RNA, 3244 nt
Organism: Galendromus occidentalis (western predatory mite)
Lineage: Eukaryota; Metazoa; Arthropoda; Arachnida; Mesostigmata; Phytoseiidae
Gene: RhoGAP15B
Product: RhoGAP_ARAP and RA_ARAPs domain-containing protein RhoGAP15B
Exons: 21
Coding region: 83-3244 (1053 amino acids)
Biological process (GO): signal transduction
Cellular component (GO): cytoplasm
Molecular function (GO): phosphatidylinositol-3,4,5-trisphosphate binding
Source: RefSeq, a predicted model, not a curated record
CAAUAUCAGUGAAGUGCAGAUAGGGCUGGCUGGCCCAGGGCUGCGCUGAGGAACCGAUAUCCGCUCGGUCAUACGAUCCAUAAUGUCUGGACGGUCUGGGGAGAUCUUCCAUCCCGAUCCUAUCCCUCAAAUUCCUACCUGCCCCGAGAAGCCGCUCGAUCUGCUCGCGGAGAUCGAACGAGAGUUGCCGUUUGUGUUGUUCCGACACGAACGACCAUCGCAACAGAAUCCCUGCUCCGAGAAAUUCCGAGACACCGAUUCGAUAAGGUUCCUGAAACAGAAUCGCCUAUCCUGGUGGAACAGUCCCACGUCAAGAUCUGACAUGGAUGAUCUCGAACCACCUCAGAAUAUCUAUGAAGUUGUUGAAGAAGAGUCCAAGGAUUCGAAGCCACACCACUAUGAAGACAUUCCCGAAGAGUUCUUCCUACGGAAACGACAGGAGCAGCCGCAGCAGGAAGUGCAUAAAGCUGUCGAUCUAGAAUCACGUUCCCCCGAGAGAGUGAAGCUUUCAGUGGCUACGAACCCGUUCCUGAACUCUAACUAUGAUAUCCCGAGUGUGCCGGAAGUAGACCUGUUCCUCCAGAGUCAGGUGCGUCGUAAAGUUCAUCCGACACCGUCCGCAUCUACGCUGUUUGACUCGCUCGGUUCCACAACAAACACUUACGACGUACCGUGUCGACCGGAAUCAGUUUCUGAUCGAUCGGAUUUCUUGUCGAUUCUGUCGGAAACUGUAUACGACAUUCCACUGUCAGUGCCCCCACCGUCGAGCCCACCACCCCCUCCGCCCCUCCAGGAGGAGCCCCCGAGGAUGCGGAGUCCUCCACCGGUGCCGAUGAGACCUUCGACGUCGCCUCAAAACAGACCGGAGCUGAGCCCGAAGACCAGACCGCCUCCAGUCCCUGCGCCCAGACAGAAAAUUCCUCCCCCUCUGCCGCCGAAGCAAGAAUCUACACCACCUCGAUCCCGACUAUCAGAGCACCGGAAGUUUUCCCUACAACCGACGCCGUCAGGAUCCCCGCCGAUCAAAGAAUCCCUUCUAAGGGAAAGCGGGACAUCUCUGACUUCUUGGUAUCUCGAUACAAACCAGAUCCGAAACUGUGAUAUUCCCCACAGAGAGCUUACGGGUAGUUCCGAAGAGAGCGAACCCAGUUCCAUACCCACAAUGCCGAGUAUAACCCCCACGAAAACUCCGAUAAAGUCCCAGAGCAUGUCUCAGAAGGGCGGGUCGAAGCGAAUCACGAUAGCAAUAAAGACCGUGUCGAAUCACUUCAAGAGAAAAACGAGUAUUCCCGUGACGACAUCUUCUGAGAGUUGGGAUUCGAACUCGGCAGACAGCGACACGGCUGAUGGGGUCACGAUCUACUUCAGCAGUGAUGGCCGUAAAGAUUACAAUAAACGUAUCUGCGUUAUCAGCGACGGAACCUUGAAGUUCUACGACGUGGAAGCGUCGUCCAGUCCCUCUUUGUGUCUCUGCUGCGAUGAUAUCACCCUCAUGCUCGCCAGGCGAGAUAUCUAUCCUUCAUCGAAAAGUAUACCGACUCUGUUCCUGGUGGAUAUUAGAGGAGGCAGCACGACGCGCUCACUGGGAUUCACAUCGGCGAUCGAGAGAGCAGAAUUCCUACGGCGGGUCAAUCAAUGGUUCAAUCCACAGAGUCUCAAACUUCAGGGAGAAGUUUGGGCAUCCGGUGUUCUCACCUGCAGAUCGUCAGCAUCCGGGGACUGGCAAAAUGUCAAAGCUGUGUUGCAUGGAAAGGAAUUCUCACCGUUCGUUCUCGGGAACGACAACGAGCCCGGUGUUCCCGGAAUCGACCUGAGGAAAGCAAUGCUCGUCGACUGGACCUCUAGUGAAGAGGGGCAGGAGAAAACUUUCCAUAUCGUACUUCCCUGUCGCACGAUCUACCUCCGUGGUCCAUCGACAAACGAAACCAAUGCCUGGUUCGAGCUUCUCUCGAAAACUCACAGCACAUAUCUGGAUAAAUCCCUCUUGAGCGAACAAUAUCUCAACAACGAUAAUGUUCCUCUGGCUAUCGAGAAAUGCGUGAACUUCGUGUCCGCCCACGGCUCUGACACGACUGGCGUCUAUCGUCUGGCGGGAUCCCAUGGCAAGAUCGAGCGUCUCGUCGAUUCUCUCAAGAAAAAUGCUUGGGACGUGCAUUUAGUGCCUGAAGCAUAUUCCACUCACGACGUCGCGAACGCACUGAAACGCUUCCUGAGAACUUUCGACGACUGUUUACUCACUCAACGACUCUACGAUCAGUGGAUGCAAUGCUCAAAAAUGGAAAGUCUCGACGAAAGAUUGCCGCGCCUCAAAGACCUCAUAUCGGAGCUGCCCCUCGUAGAACACUCCACUCUGCGGUUCCUCUGCUCGCAUCUCAAAGCUAUCGCCGACAGAUCGGAUAUAAACUGCAUGACCGUCGCGAAUCUGGCCGCGAUCUUCGGACCAACGAUCCUGUACAAGCAGUCAUGCCAAGCUUACCUCGAAAGAGAUCCGUCUCUGAGUCCGACCACGUCUAUGGCCGAAACCAACGCCGGUAUGGCCGUCGCAGCCGACCUCCUGGGCAACUUCUGUUUUCUGUUCGAUGUCUCGCAGGAGGUUGUUGAGAAAGAACGAGAGAUCCAGAAAUUGAUUGCGGAGAUGCGAGAAGCGCGCGUGGCUCAACGACCCGCGGGGGACAUCCUCGUUGGAGUUUACGUCUAUAACAAGGAAUGGGGUCGGUGCAUAAAUGUCAAACUCACUCCGACUAUGACAGCGGCGGAGCUCUGCAAACUCGUCCGCAGUCAACUCAAGCUCGUCGAUUCUGUCUCGAGUCUCGCUGUGUUCGAAGUCAUCUGCGAUUCGCAGCUCGAACGACCUCUUCAUUUCACGGAGUCGGUGUUCGUGGCUGUUCUCCAAUGGACCGGUUGGGACCCAGCUUUUGCAAAGGAGAACUACCUCCUUGUCAAGCGCAACUUCGUAUACGAGGACGUCGUCAACUUCCUCAACAUGAAGGAACCUCUUUCAAACUUCUCUGAGGUGAAAUUCGCCGAAGCUUCCACGAAGUCCUUCAAAAAGGUCUCCAUGGAAUUCGCCAAAUCGGCAGUCCAACUCGUCAAGGACCGCAAGGAGAAAGACAGAGAAAAAACGGUUCUGAAAGAAUGGCGCGUCGAGGACAUCUCUGUGUACGUAGGCCGUGAGACGAAUCGGAAAGCUCCCGCGGAACUCUGUCUCGCUUUCGUCCCGAGAAACGAAGACGUCCGCAAGUGA